AUGUCUCUCGCUCAGCUGUCGCAGCUGCUGCCACUCCCCGACGACGAGCUCCAGCAGGUCCUCGACUAUGCCUCCACCCUGUCCAAGCCAGAAGCUGUUUCGCACUUCAGUAAUCUCCUCGGCGACUCACCACUAGCCAUCGACUUCAUCUCCUCCUUCAAUUCCAGACGCGGCGACAGCAAGCCAGCGAAGCCAGCGCAGGCAGGGCCCUCUGCCACACCCGGCCCGUCAUCAUCGUCCGAAGCAAUCGACGCCGUUCCCAAGUCGACAAGAAAACCCCAGAAGAAGAAGAAGGCAAACAUCCACGAGCUAGCACCCCGCAAGGUCCAGGACUUUGCCGCCCCGUCGGGCACUGUAUACACGAAGAAAAACCUCGGCGACCUCGACUACAUCCCGCAAUCGCAGAGGACACCCAGCGCCCCGGGCAGCAACGAUGUCUCGAGAUCGACGACCCCGAAUCCCGCACCCGCACAGAAGCCGCCGCCCGCCCCGAAGCAGGCCCCCCAGAAGGAGUCAAAAGCACACGCCUCCUCUGGGUACCUGAUAUCCGACGGGCCCCCGAAGGCCAAAGGCAAACCCAACCUCAAGGUGUCUGGGGGCGCGACCAAGGUGUCCAUUUCGGGCGGCACGCCCAUGGCUGGACAGUCCACGGCCCUCAACGACCUAGACGCUGCCAUCCGAGCCCUCGAGAUCACAACAAACCCGACGCUGGAUAACCCCAAAGCCCGGAAGUGUAACUGCGUGGCCACGCGACACCCACUGCAGAGCGCGGCGCCCAAUUGCCUCUCGUGCGGCAAGGUCAUCUGCAUGAAGGAAGGGCUCGGGCCGUGCACGUUUUGCGGCACGCCGCUGCUCAAGAAGGACGACGUCGAGGCGAUGAUGCGUGAGCUCAAGGACGAGCGGGCAAAGGAGCGCAUGGCGGCGGAUGCCAGGGCGAACCGCAAGGCAGACGUGUCCAAGACACCUGCGCCCUUCUCCGGGAACAAGGCUCGAGGGACCUACGUCUCUACGGACCCCACGCUCGCCGAGGCUGAAGCCAAGGCGAAGGAGCACCGUGACAAGCUGCUUGGAUUCCAGGCGCAGAACGCCCGCCGAACGACUGUGAGGGACGAGGCGUCCGACUUUGACGUGAGCGGCGCGGUGUCUGGCUCCGGGGGAAGCAUGUGGGCGAGCCCGGAGGAGCGUGCGAGGGAGCUGAAGCGGCAGCAGAAGAUUCUGAGGGAGAUGGAGUGGAACGCCAGACCCGACUACGAGAAGCGGCAGCAGGUCCUGAGCAUCGAUCUGGUCGGGGGCAAGGUGGUGCGCAAGAUGGCUGCCGUGGAGAGGCCGGUGACGCCCGAGAGCGAGGACGACACGGCUGGCGUGCUUACGAGCACGACUGGUAACGGCGGUGCUCGCAGUGGAGGAGCGUUCAGCGGCAACCCGUUGCUGGGAUCUCUGAUCAAGCCGGUGUUUGACGCCAAGGGGAAGGGGCCAGAGGCAGAAGGAGCCAGCAGAUCGCGCAAGACGGGAUGGAGAAGGGUCCAGGACGAUUUAGACAAUAAUGAGAACGUCAUUUUGGACGGCGGGAUUCGAGGCUACGAGCAGGAGGCCAGCGAUGAGCGGAAAGGAAGCUGA
Clonostachys rhizophaga is the source of this 1617-nucleotide messenger RNA. NCBI's taxonomy places the organism in Eukaryota, Fungi, Ascomycota, Sordariomycetes, Hypocreales, Bionectriaceae. The record is from the annotation of a GenBank genome assembly.